AAAAACAAAAACAAGGAAAGUGCAUAAAAACAACUUACAACUUAUUUUUUCAUUACAAUUGAAAUUGGUGCGAAUAGAAAGCGAAACAAAUCUUUUCUAAUAUUAUAAAAAGAGAAGAAAAAUAAGUGUUGAGCCUGCAAACUGCGUAAAAUGCGUCAUAUCAAGUGAAUAAUAAAUGUAAUUUUGCUACGUUAUUUUGAAACGAAAGUCAAUUAUGAAGACGCUGCAAAACUUUUUAAUUUUCUUGACGGUUUUAGUAUGCAGCCUUGCUGUGACCAACACAAGUCCAUUAAGCGCUCUUCAUGACAUACCUGUCUCGGGUGUCGCCUUGGCCAACGUAUCGGAUGAGUCAAGCAGCUCCGUUGAGCAACCUUUGAAGCGUCCCAGCGCUGCGGAUUUCUCGGAUGAAGAUGAUGACGACGAGGAGGAUUACCCGCUGUAUACGAAUCUCGUGAGCAGAGAUCCACAAAGCUGGGAAGUCCUUGUCUUUACGCAGCAAUGGCCAGUGACUACGUGCUAUCAUUGGAGGGAGGAGGAUCCAUCGCAUGAGUGCACAUUGCCGCAGAAGAAGGAAUUCUGGACCAUUCACGGCAUCUGGCCCACCAAACUGGGUCGAAUUGGACCGAACUUUUGCAACAAGUCCGCCGAAUUCGAUCCGGAUCAAUUGGACACGAUUGUGGAUAACUUGAAUACUUACUGGAUGGACCUGGAAGGGGAAACGUCCCAGGAUUAUCUAUGGAAGCACGAAUGGCUCAAGCAUGGCACCUGCGCUGCUGUCCUCGAGGCCCUCGACAACGAGCUGAAAUACUUCGGGCAAGGCUUGAUUUGGCGCGAGAAGUAUGUAAUAUCCAAUAUACUGGACGCCUCUGGCAUACAUCCCGAUUCGAACAACACGGUGAUUGCGUUGAAUAAUGCUCUGGUGCGAGGCCUGGGCAAGAAUCCAUCCAUCCACUGCAUAUACAAUGGCAAGCACGACAUUAGCUAUCUGUCAGAGAUACGUAUAUGCUUCGACAAAUCGCUGGAGCUGAUCGAUUGCGACGGCACAAAACUGGGCGUGAUGGCCAUUAGAUAUCCGGGUGGCAUCGUGAACACCAAUUGCCACAUUAGCGAUCCUGUACACUAUCCUAGCCUGGUGCCACCACUGCAACGUAAGAGCGAAUGGAAAUUCCCCUUGGUUAACGUCUACAAGUUGUUGCAGUUCCUCAUGUGGUUUACACUGUGAAGAAAUCCCUAUCCGUCUCCCUCUCUCUGUUCGAGUAUUUAGUUUGUUUACAUCAUUUGUUAUAAUCCACACAUGAGAGAUCGUAUUACACUAUUUUUUUUUAUAUAACUGUAUUGAAAGCAAAAAUCAACCUGGACGUGAGGCUAAAGUUUGAAUAAUCGUGCAAGCCAUAUCAGAAUAAUGCGUAUAAACGACGAUAAGCUACUUGAUUGUGUACGCCAUAUCAAAUUUCUUAAUAUAUAUAUAUCAGGACUUGAGGCUAAAUUGUAAAAUGAUGACUAAUCAUGUAGAUCAUAUCACGAUAUCAACUCAAGCUGCACGAUAUUGUAAACCAUGUAAAACCCAUAUAUAUCAGGACUUGAGGGAAAUUUGUAUUAAAAGAUGAGUGAUCGUGUAAACCACAUCUGGAUACUAUAAAUAUAGGCGUGAUUGUGUAAACCAUAUUACAAUUAUAUAAUAUAUAUAUCACUAUAUCUCUCUAUAUCAAAAGGCGUUUAUGCGUAUGCAACUAUUUGUGAUUCUAAAUAUCAAAAUAUAAAUAGAAAAUACAUGAACCAUUUUUAUUAAUAUGUUUAUAGCACUCACAACAAUCACAUUUA
This is a messenger RNA of Drosophila hydei, 1821 nucleotides long. It is a transcript of the gene RNaseX25, whose product is annotated as ribonuclease Oy. Lineage: Eukaryota; Metazoa; Arthropoda; Insecta; Diptera; Drosophilidae. The transcript has 2 exons. Gene Ontology annotation, biological process: RNA catabolic process. Gene Ontology annotation, molecular function: ribonuclease T2 activity; RNA binding. Gene Ontology annotation, cellular component: extracellular region. The record is from RefSeq and is a predicted model, not a curated record. Bases 215 to 1222 code for a protein of 335 amino acids.